Messenger RNA from Python bivittatus (Burmese python), 2703 nucleotides. NCBI's taxonomy places the organism in Eukaryota, Metazoa, Chordata, Lepidosauria, Squamata, Pythonidae. The record is from RefSeq and is a predicted model, not a curated record.
AUAUUAGAAAAUACUCCUGAAAAUCACCCUGAUCAUAGCCACCUGAAACAUGCUUUAGAGAAAGCAGAAGAAUUAUGUUCGCAAGUGAAUGAAGGUGUACGUGAGAAAGAAAAUUCAGACAGAUUAGAAUGGAUACAGGCUCAUGUUCAAUGUGAAGGAUUAUCAGAGCAACUUGUUUUUAAUUCUGUUACAAACUGCUUGGGGCCACGCAAAUUUCUGCACAGUGGGAAACUCUACAAGGCCAAGAGCAACAAGGAAUUGUAUGGUUUUCUGUUCAACGACUUCCUCCUGCUGACACAGAUCAUAAAACCUCUUGGUUCAUCUGGCACAGACAAGGUUUUCAGCCCCAAGUCUAAUCUGCAGUAUAAAAUGUACAAAACCCCUAUAUUUCUAAAUGAGGUUUUGGUAAAACUGCCUACGGAUCCUUCUGGGGAUGAGCCCAUCUUCCAUAUCUCACAUAUUGAUCGAGUCUACACACUUCGUGCAGAAAGUAUAAAUGAAAGGACAGCUUGGGUUCAGAAAAUCAAAGCUGCUUCUGAACUUUACAUAGAAACAGAGAAGAAGAAGAGGGAAAAAGCAUACUUAGUCCGAUCCCAAAGGGCAACAGGUAUUGGAAGGUUAAUGGUGAACAUUGUUGAAGGUAUUGAACUGAAGCCCUGCAGAUCUCAUGGAAAGAGUAACCCAUAUUGUGAAGUGACGAUGGGCUCACAGUGUCAUAUCACCAAGACCAUACAGGACACUCUCAAUCCAAAGUGGAAUUCUAACUGUCAGUUUUUUAUCAAAGAUUUGGAACAGGACGUGCUGUGCAUAACAGUGUUUGAGAGAGAUCAAUUCUCUCCUGAUGAUUUCUUAGGUCGAACAGAAAUCCGUGUGGCUGAUAUUAAGAAAGACCAGGGCUCAAAGGGACCAGUUACAAAGUGUCUUCUCCUGCAUGAAGUCCCAACAGGAGAAAUAGUUGUCCGACUUGAUCUGCAGCUGUUUGAUGAGCCUUAAAAAGAACAUGAGAGGUUUCUACAAAAUAGCUCAGUUCUUUUAUAAGUGAUAAAUAAUUUGCCCUGCAGAUAUUAUGACACAACUCUUAAUAGUCAGAUUAAUUUCUGAGAAUACUGAAUUCCAAAUUGUGAGAAAAAUAUUUUCAUUUUAUUUUUGUUCUGUUUUCUGUGGAACUUCUGCUGCAGUAUUCAGAAUUUCUAGAAUAACAGAGCUUAGUCUGUGCUCUGACAAGGUAGAGAAAACAUUGCACUUUUUCUGGUUCCUGCAGCAUGCUGUGUCGAGAGGGUGUCCUAAUAUGACUUUUUGGACUUUCUCAUGAUUUCCCCUAGACGUGUUGUGCCUAUUGCCCCUCAGAGUAGUAUAUAAACAAAUUGUGAAUAUAUUUAUAUAAAAAAUAUCUAUAACAUGAAUGCAUUCUUGCCAUGUAAGAUAUUUGGAUUUCUUUUAGGAAGUUCAUGAUAUUUGAAUGUUUUCAAAAACCAAGAGGAAAGAAAGAAAUGUUGAAGUGACAGGUACCUGUAGCCUUGAAUGUUUUCAAGAGCUGAGCUGAAGGCUGCUUUUUCAUAGUAUUUGUUAAGCAGAUAUUUUGUAGAUUUAACAACUAAAACUGCUGGCCCAGAUGCAGUAAUUUAAAAUGGGGAUUAACCUAAUGACAAGGAAAAGUUGCUCUAGUCCACAAAAGCUGUUACUCUCCAUGAAGACAAGGCCAAAAUAUUAGGAGAGUUUAUUACACUGCAUUGUGCCUCAGUCAAAUGAAUUGAUACAAUCAUUUUGAAAUUACAUAGGCAAUAUAUUAUAGCUCAUCAAGAAUAUUAGUUGCAGAUUUACCCCUUUCAAACAUUGGAUGUGCUAAGACUGCAAAGCGAGUGAUCUCAAUCAAAGGAACCUGUUGCUAUCCUGCAAAUGUAAAGAUUCACUGAUGUACUGCAAUUCAAAUAGGAAAGCCUUGAUUCAGCAGGGUGCUUGGAAAUCAUUUGAACAAAAGACUAUGACUUAAGAACUUGGAUGAACUUGACACAUUGACAGAAUUUGGAAAGUAUUUUAUUUCAGUACAAGUGCAUUCUCUCUCUGUUUUAAGUUAUUCCGUUUGAUACCCAAGGAUCAUGCUUAAAUGGGGAUUUUUGUAGAUUUUCAGAAUGGGAGGUGUUGAUGGUUUUGUUAGCACGUCAAUGUUCUCGUGAGUUGUGUUGGCUUUGCUGUUCUUUGCAUGUUGUUUUGGUACUAGUUUCCAUGUUUUCUGUGGAGAUGAGUGUUCUUUAGCACAGCAAACCUUUAUUAUUUCCAUUAGGAAAUUAGGAUAGCUUUAUACUUGAUAGGUAUAUAAGGUCUGGUGAUAAAUGUAAAUUGUGCUUGAAACUGUUUGUGUAUUAUUUCCAAGGAGGCCACUGUAUUAUUUUCAGCAGUCAUUUUUUUAAAAAUCCUGUAUGUUGGAGAAACAACAAAGUUUACAUUUCAUACUUUUAAGAAUUGGUUUACUAUUUAUUUAUUGAAGAUAGUGUAGAAUUUUGUAUCAGAAAUGACAUACUUAUGUAUUUUUUUGACCAGAGAAACACACUUUAGUUAGAAACUUUAAACUGACCAAGUUUUAGAGUAAGUUUAACUUAACAGGCAUGCAGUUAUUUAGCACUGACUGGUUGAAAACACAAUAAAAAAUCAUUUAAGUUUUUAUUUUUCAAUGUUGUUGGAAAUGUCUGAAUUAAAAUAUGUAAA